Molecule: messenger RNA, 1898 nt
Organism: Nicrophorus vespilloides
Lineage: Eukaryota; Metazoa; Arthropoda; Insecta; Coleoptera; Silphidae
Product: glucose dehydrogenase [FAD, quinone]-like
Exons: 2
Coding region: 179-1843 (554 amino acids)
Molecular function (GO): oxidoreductase activity, acting on CH-OH group of donors; flavin adenine dinucleotide binding
Source: RefSeq, a predicted model, not a curated record
UAUUUUCGGAGGAUCAUCACAAGGUGCAUGUUUGGCUGAUUUAUCCAGUUCAUGUCCCGCAUUGACUGGAACAUCCAGUCAUGUAUUCUUGAACUUAAUUAGCUCGCUUCUGUUGGCCCAAUGUGACUUCAAUACCAAAUCAUUCCUGCCUGAAGACCAAAGCCAUGAUCUGAAAUGGAUGCGAAACGACUUCGAUUUCGUAAUUAUAGGUGGAGGUUCGGCAGGCUGCGUUCUCGCCAAUCGACUAUCAGAAAAUUCAAAAUGGAAGGUGUUGCUGGUAGAAGCUGGUGACUAUCCAUCAUCGACCACCAGAAUUCCGCAACUGCUAAUUAGCUCUUGGGGAACAGAAGAGGACUGGCAAUACAGGACAGAACCAUCGAAUAACUACUGUUUGAGCUUCAAAGACAAAAGAUGCAAUUGGCCUAGAGGUAAAGUUCUCGGAGGCACCAGUCAACUGAAUGGAAUGCUUUACAUAAGAGGCAUUCCCGAAGAUUACGAUUCUUGGCAGCGCUCCGGUAAUAACGGCUGGGGAUAUAAGGAUGCGUUAAAAUAUUUCAUAAAGUCGGAAAAUCUGCAGUCUCCAGGCUACGAUCACAAUUUACAUGGAUACGAUGGUUACCUGAAAACAUCUCGAGUCGAAGUUCCUCCCGUUUUGGCCAAACAUUUGUCGGAAGCCGCCGAUGAAAUGGGUUUGCCCAAAAUUGACGAAGAAUUAGAAAUCGGUAUCGGCAAAUUCUUGAUGAACCUUGCCGAUGGUACUCGAAGCGACACCGCUACAGCUUACUUGUCCCCGAUUCGUGACAGAACCAAUUUGGUUGUUGCCUUAAACUCGGAAGCAACGCAAAUCAACUUCGACACAAACAACACUGUGAAGGAAGUUAUAAUCAAGACAAAGAACGGAAAUGUUAAAGUAAGACCUAAAAAGGAGCUGAUCCUUUCAGGGGGAACCGUGAAUAGUCCUAAAUUGUUAUUGGCGUCGGGCGUGGGCCCCAAAGAAGAUUUGGAAAAGCUUCAUAUUAAAGUCGUGAAGAAUUUGCCGGUGGGACAUAAUCUGCAAGAUCAUUUCGUGACGUUCGGUCUGAUAAUCAAAUUGAAUUCGACUAGCGAGACCUCGCCUUCACUCGAAAUCCAAGAUCAGUUCAAAUAUUUCACGGAGCGCAAGGGUUCCCUUGCAGCAACUGGAAUAACGAACAUGGCAGGAUUUUUCGAUCCUGCAGGAGGUUCGCGACGCAUGCUGCAAUUUAUGUUUUUCAACCACUUGAAAGGAUCGUCUACCUUCAAAACAAUGGCAACCAAGUUGGGUAUGAACCAGGAGAGCAUGGACGACAUUUUGGAGAUUAACAAGGAAAACGAAAUCAUGGUUAUGGAAGUUAUUUUGCUGAGACCUAAAUCCACCGGAUUCAUCAAGUUGGCAUCGAAUCAUGUAUCGGAUAAACCCCUGAUUAUACCCAACUAUCUAAAAGAAGAAGAGGACGUUAACUUGAUCCUAGAUGGAAUUGAGUACAUGAAAAAGUUCAUUGAUACUGAAUCGAUGAGAAAACUGAACGCGCAAAUAAUCAACUUCAAAGCAGCCAACUGCGAUGGAAUUGAGUUCAAUACGAAAGAUUACUGGAAGUGCAACAUAAGGAAUUUCGGAAAUAGCCUGUUUCAUCCCACAAGCACUUGCAAAAUGGGUAUAAAGGAUGCCGUCGUUGAUAUGAGAUUGAAAGUGCAUGGCAUGAAGAAUCUGCGCGUCAUCGAUGCCAGUAUCAUGCCGAGCUUAGUCAGCGGAAACACCAAUGCUCCAACAAUUAUGAUUGCUGAGAAAGGAGCUGAUUUAAUUAAAGAGGACAAUGCAGAAUAAAUAUAAAGUUACCAUUUACAAAAUUUUAAAUAAAACAAAUCUGAAACUUCACUAA